AUGGCCUUUUUUCAACUCGUUCUGAAGGCCAGGAAGCUGGAAAAAGCGAGACUCGCUUACCAGGACGAAAAAUUCAGAUCCAUCGAAGUGUCCAAGGGCGCAAAGAUACACUAUACUUUGGCGCAGAAGAUCCGUUACAAAAAAAUCCUGCUGAAAAAGAGAUUUUUCAAAUGGUUAAAAAAGGUCACAUCGUGCCCGGAGGAUUCUUGGUUCCACGAGAAAUCGGUUCUCCUGCGAACCGAUGGGACUUUUGAGAAUUACAUUUUGAAAAGUGUAAUGGGGUUUUUCGGGGGUAUAUUUUUGACCUACCUGUUCUUCAUGUUCUUCGUUUUCCAAUUGAACUUCACUCUGUCCUCUGCUACCCUGCUCUGUUCGUUUUUCGGUAUCAUCUUGACCAUCGGCCUCGCGUUUUCGUACCGCGUAAGGUGUGUGGUGUUCUUGUUAUUGCCGCAAUUUUUCUCGAAACGAGGUCGCCAAGCCCUGAUGGCGUACGUUUUUAUUCUGGCUUUGACGGGCCCCGCGAAGAACACUCUGCACAAUAUGGGUGUGCUCUCGGAAUCGUUGGCUUGUGGACAAGAGCAACUGAAACGGGCCGUUAAAACCAUCGUGGAUCUUGUCAAGCAGCCGUUUUACGCCCUGCGAGAUUCCAUAGCAAAAAUUAUGAAGACCGUAAAGAUGGUCGUGAGAAAGAUCAAAGAGGCCUUACUCGCUAUAAAAAGAAUCGUUCUAAGCAUACGUGAGUUUGUUACCGAACCGUUUGUUGCAAAAAAAGUGAUAAGGAAAUUUCGAUAUUCCAUUACAGUCAAGGUAUUCAAAGCAGUGUUCCAGUGGCUGGGUAGUAUAAUGAAUAUUUGCAACAAGAAACUUGGUACACCUUUCGACAGGUGCCAAAAAGUCUUCGACGGAGCUGUUGCGGACUGCAAAGCUUCUCUAGGGCCACUUUUUGGAGGUGUCUGCAACCUGGCCUACGUCGUCGGUUUGUUAUGCUGGGUGGUCAAACCCUUCGACUUUAUCUGUAUGCUGGUGUCAUUUGUAACAGACAGCAUUGUUGGCGUCGUAAAAAAGAAGAUAAAGAAAUUCGCGAAGCACGUGAAGGCCAUGUUUUAUGUAAAAGUGAAAUUUUCGCACUCCUUUCACUUCGAGACCAACCAGAGCAGGAGCCUGGAAGAUGUAGCUACCGGAAUUGUAACCGAGAUAAGAUCGCGAACAGACAAAUUCCUCACUGUAUUCGAUUUGAUGAGUUUCGCAACUAGUUUCUUCUUCAUGUUUAUGAUGUUGAGGGUAAUACACUAUCGUCACAAGUGGUUGACGAGCGAGAGGUUCGAUAAUCGCUACCUGACCGAUGACCUCCGCGAAAUAGAUCUGCGGAGGGCCAGAUUGGACAAGGAGACGGUCCUGCCCUUGAACCCGAGAGAAAGGAACAAGUACAUCCCUCUCACUUCAAUCAAACUGAUAAAAACCGAAAAAAUCAAGCUCACAAAGUCCGCGGUCUUCUUGUGGCUGACGACCUUCAAACUCGGAAUCCACAUGAUGGCGGAUUACUGCCUCUACUGGGUUCUCAGCACGAUAAGAUAUCACGGCCGAUUCGAAUCCAAGAUCGAAACGCCCAACGCCGUUGGAGUGUACGUCGCUGGAAAUGGUUUUUUGGCGGACUUAUACCGAAGCAUCGUCAGGGCUUUCUCCCCUUUGGAAAACGAGGUCGAUCUGGACACCGUUCCGUGCUUACCCGACCCGAUUCCCCCCGAUUUGGAUCGUUACACGCAAAUUGUGUCCUUAAUUAUCCUUUGCUGGAUCAUGGCCGUCUUUGAACCUUACGGUCUCAGGCUGAGACACGUCGUCAUGUGCUACUAUCAUCCGGAUCGCGCCAAACAGCGAGCCGUUUGGCUCUACAACCACAUCAUCAGGUCGCGAGGUAGUUUCCUGAAGUUCGCCAGACGUCAGUUGAGGAGGAAAUACUCAAAGUCAGAUAAAAAGGAGGCGGUAGAAAAAGUAACGCUGAAGGAGCGACUCGUGGCGUUUCUCCCGAUUUUACGUAACUGCUUUGGAGCGGAGAGGCGUAUGUGCCUCUUGUGUGCGGCUGUUGAAAGAGACAGUCAACCACCUUUGAUACGCUGUCCCAAGCCAGGCUGCACAGGCCUGUUUUGCAUACAGUGUUUCGCAGAUCUACAGAACUUGUGCACAAUCUGCUUGGAGCCGAUCGACUACGGUGAUCUUUCCGACAUGAGCGAAGAAAGGUAA
This is a messenger RNA of Athalia rosae (coleseed sawfly), 2238 nucleotides long. Its product is annotated as DC-STAMP domain-containing protein 2-like. Bases 1 to 2238 code for a protein of 745 amino acids. NCBI's taxonomy places the organism in Eukaryota, Metazoa, Arthropoda, Insecta, Hymenoptera, Athaliidae. The record is from RefSeq and is a predicted model, not a curated record. The transcript has 8 exons. Gene Ontology annotation, cellular component: membrane.